Messenger RNA from Photinus pyralis (common eastern firefly), 3949 nucleotides. RefSeq names its product DNA damage-binding protein 1 (gene pic). Gene Ontology annotation, molecular function: nucleic acid binding; protein binding. Gene Ontology annotation, biological process: proteasome-mediated ubiquitin-dependent protein catabolic process; DNA repair. The coding region runs from base 143 to 3589 and encodes 1148 amino acids. Gene Ontology annotation, cellular component: site of double-strand break; nucleus. The record is from RefSeq and is a predicted model, not a curated record. The transcript is spliced from 14 exons. Lineage: Eukaryota; Metazoa; Arthropoda; Insecta; Coleoptera; Lampyridae.
UUUGUCGGUUGGUGACACUGUCACUAUAAAAUUUGUUUUUAUUAUACUUCAAGCAAACUUCACGCUUAACCGCGUUUUGUGAAUUGAACGGUACGCUUUAUGUCUCGUUUUAUGAAACUUUAGCGCGACAAUAGCAAUUACGAUGGCGUUUCAUUAUGUAGUCACGGCUCACAAGCCUACCGCAGUAACGUCCUGCGUUACAGGGAACUUCACAUCUCCCAACGAUCUUAAUUUAAUUGUAGCGAAAAAUUCCCGCUUGGAGAUAUAUUUAGUUACUCCCGAAGGUUUGAGACCCAUAAAGGAGGUGGGUCUAUAUGGGAAAGUAGCGGUUAUGAAAUUGUAUCGUCCACAACAAGAGAAUAAAGAUUACCUAUUUAUUGUUACCAUGCGUUAUCAUGCUAUGAUAUUAGAGUGUGUGAGUGAUGACGAUAACUUAGAAAUAAUAACGAAAGCUCACGGUAAUGUUGCGGAUCGUAUCGGAAAGCCAUCGGACACGGGUAUAAUUGCUGUCAUUGAUCCAAGAGCGAGAGUAAUUGGUUUACGUUUAUAUGAUGGUCUUUUUAAAAUAAUACCGCUAGAUAAAGAAAACAGCGAAUUGAAGGCGUCGAGCAUUAGAAUGGAUGAACUGCAAGUUACCGAUGUAGAAUUUUUACACGGAUGUGCAAAUCCUACGAUUGUUUUAAUACAUCAAGAUGUGAACGGCAGACAUGUGAAAACACAUGAAAUUUCCUUGCGUGAUAAAGAGUUUGUUAAAAUACCAUGGCGUCAAGACAAUGUGGAAACUGAAGCAUCGAUGAUUAUACCGGUUCCGUCUCCUCUCUGUGGUGCUAUAAUUGUCGGGCAAGAAAGCAUCUUGUAUCACGACGGUAUGACGUCAGUUGCAGUAGCCCCACCGAUUAUUAAGCAAAGUACGAUUAUUUGUUACGCAAAAGUCGAUCCAAGCGGUUUAAGGUAUCUUUUGGGCGACAUGGCCGGACAUCUUUUUAUGUUGUUUCUUGAUGUGGAAACAAAAGGAGACGGCUCGGAUGUAGUUAAGGAUCUCAAAGUUGAAUUAUUAGGUGAGAUAUCAUCUCCUGAGUGCAUUACGUAUUUGGAUAACGGUGUGUUGUACAUCGGUUCGAGGAUGGGCGAUUCGCAACUUGUCAAAUUAAAUACAAAGGCAGAUGAUAAUGGAUCGUAUGUGACUAUAAUGGAGUCGUUUACAAAUUUGGCACCUAUUAUGGACAUGUGCGUUGUCGAUUUGGAACGACAAGGGCAAGGCCAGUUGGUUACCUGUUCGGGUGCCUACAAAGAGGGUUCUUUAAGAAUUAUAAGGAAUGGUAUCGGAAUACAAGAACAUGCCUCAAUUGAUUUACCAGGAAUUAAGGGAAUGUGGGCGUUAACAGUUGCCUCAGAUGGAAAACAUGAUAACACGUUGGUGCUGGCAUUUGUGGGCCAAACAAGGGUUCUAAGUCUCAAUGGAGAAGAGGUUGAGGAAACGGAAAUCGCUGGAUUCACAUCUGACCAACAAACUUUCUAUUGUGGCAACGUUAGAUACGAACAAAUUAUACAGGUCACGCCCGUUUCCGCGCGGCUAGUGUCCGCUCAGAAUAAAACGCUCGUCGCGGAGUGGAAACCGCCUACUGAAAAAAAUAUAAGCGUCGUCGCCUCCAAUUCGGAGCAGGUUGUAGUUUCGACCGGUUCCGAUUUAUACUAUAUCGAAAUACAUCAGAACGAGCUCAUAAUGAAAGGACACACUACUCUGAAUGUUGAAAUUGCAUGCUUGGAUAUAAGUCCACUUGGUAAUAACGCCACGUCGUCGCAAUUGGUCGCAGUUGGAUUAUGGACUGACAUUUCCGCCUGUAUUCUCAAACUGCCGGAUCUUGCAGAAGUCUACAAAGAGAAUCUGGGUGGAGAAAUCAUCCCUAGAUCUGUACUGAUGACGACUUUUGAGAAUCAUACCUAUCUUCUAUGUGCUCUUGGAGACGGAUCCAUGUUCUACUUCUCGUUACACAGAGAAUCCGGUGUAUUAACUGAUAAGAAGAAAGUCACCCUAGGCACACAACCCACCGCCUUAAGAACAUUUAAAUCCCUUAGCACUACAAACGUCUUCGCCUGUUCAGAUAGACCUACCGUUAUAUACUCAUCGAAUCAUAAGUUAGUCUUUUCGAAUGUCAAUAUGAAAGAAGUAAAUCACAUGUGCUCCCUAAACGCAGAAGCUUUCCCGGACAGUUUAGCGUUAGCGACGGACACUUCAGUUACCAUAGGUACAAUAGAUGAAAUUCAGAAAUUACAUAUACGGACUGUUGCAUUGCAAGAGUCACCAAGAAGGAUAGCAUAUCAAGAACAGUCUCAGACAUUUGGCGUGGUGUCGGUUCGUAUGGACAUACAAGACUCUACUGGAUUGAACCCGGCAAGACCGAGUGCCUCAACUAUGACUCAAUCAGUCACGGUGUCGAGUAGUGUGGGCUCACUCUCACUAGGCAAAUCCAGUGUGAGUGGAAUUUCUGGAACAAAUCUUACGCCAGAAUAUGGACAAGAAGUUGAAGUGCACAACUUGUUAAUCAUUGACCAGCAUACAUUCGAGGUUUUGCACGCGCAUCAGCUAAUGCAGCAAGAGUACGCCAUGUCUCUGAUUUCCUGCCAGUUAGGAGAUGAUCCGAACAUGUACUACAUUAUAGGUACUGCUAUUGUCAAUCCGGAGGAAUCGGAACCAAAACAGGGACGCUUACUAAUAUUCCAAUGGGCUGACAAUAAACUGACGCCAAUUUCCGAAAAGGAAAUCAAAGGCGCUUGUUAUUCUUUAGCGGAAUUUAACGGGAAAUUAUUGGCGAGCAUAAAUAGUACCGUGAGACUGUUCGAGUGGACCGCCGAAAAAGAAUUGAGGCUCGAAUGUUCACACUUUAACAAUAUCAUAACGCUAUAUCUUAAAACCAAAGGAGACUUUGUAUUAGUCGGCGAUUUAAUGAGGAGCAUGACUUUAUUGCAAUAUAAAACAAUGGAGGGUAGCUUUGAGGAGAUCGCGAGGGAUUACAAUCCAAAUUGGAUGACCGGUGUUGAAAUCUUGGACGAUGACAUAUUUUUGGGCUCGGAGAACUCGUUUAACAUUUUUGUUUGUCAAAAAGAUAGCGCAGCUACGGCGGAUGAAGAACGGCUACAGAUGCAAGAGGUCGGGCAGUUUCAUGUCGGUGAUAUGAUUAAUGUGUUUAGACACGGGUCACUGGUGAUGCAAAAUCUUGGCGAAACUUCAACACCUACGACGGGAUGUGUUUUAUUUGGUACAGUGGGAGGUGCCAUUGGCUUGGUCACACAAAUAUCAUCAGAAUUUUUCGAUUUCUUGCUCGAAGUACAAAAUAGAAUGUCGUCAAUUAUAAAGUCGGUAGGAAAAAUUGAACAUGCACACUGGAGGUCAUUCCACACGGACAUCAAAACAGAACCGUGUAAGGGAUUUAUCGAUGGGGAUUUGAUAGAAAGUUUUUUGGAUCUUUCUACAGAUAAGAUGAAGGAAGUUGUUGACGGCUUGCAGAUGAUUGGCGAUGGUAGUAUGAGGCAGGAGUGCACAGUGGACGAUCUCAUAAAAAUGGUGGAAGACCUUACAAGAAUUCACUAAGAUUUCAAAUAAACAAAUGUCCUAGUUGCAUUUUCGGUGGUACGAACUCCACAUAUUUGCUCAUUUGUUGAGCCUUAAGUUUUGUCUUGUGUUGAAUAAUUAUGUAAGCAUGUUCUUAGGAUUUCCGAAAUUACACAUUUCUUGAGUAGUAUUUAAUUUAUUCUCUUUGUAUCACUCAAUUAUAGAAGCGUGAAUCUCUUAGUGCAAUGCGAUUAUUCACCUGUCUAGGAUUAUAUGCAAAACAUUUCUUCCAUUCGCAUCUGCUUUGCACUAGGAAAUUGGAUUGUACAGUCAAGUUUAUUCUACGUUUAAAAAAUUGUUAAUACACAUCUUGUAUAAUAAAAUUAUUUUUAAAACGUG